UUAUUCAGAGCAGAAGCGGCAAUCAAGUCUACGCACUUCAGGAGAAAUCAAACAAUCAGCUGAUUCAAUUUAGAUCGGAAAUCGGUAAAACGGAUUUCAGGAAAAUCGAUUUCUUUCCCGGAGCUGUAUGCACGCGUCAAGUAUCAACAAGGGCCGGCUGAAGGCCCUGUUUUUCCAACUGGGACGACUAACUACAGAAGCAGCUGGCGGGGCUUGCUUUUCUGACCAAACAAAAAGAUGGAAAUUGUACUUCUCCAAAUGUUAAAGAGGGAACUAAGCAACCAAUGAGAGGUGGACAACCCAGAGGAAUGCAUUAAGGAUUAAGAAACCCAAUGUAGUAUUUGACAACUCUGAAGUUUGAAAGCUUUUGGUUCUCUUCUCAAGACAGAAAACACCACAAAGGAUACUCAGCCAGCAAUAUACCCCAAGAGCUAAGGCGAAACAAAGUUAGAAGUAUUCUUCAGAUUCAGCAAAGGGGAGAUCGGAAGAAGUGAGACAUUACUAACACCGCAAGCGGAGGUUAACUUUCAACUCCACUACAAGUCUGCAACACUAGGCGCAUAUUUCAUGGCCAAAAGGAAGGAUAAAGCUGUAAAGGAAAAGAGAGCCCUGCUUCUAAAGUGCAAUACCAAUACCUACCACGUAGAAUCAUCAAACAGCAUGCGAAAUCAUCUUUCGAGAAGCAAGAAGGAUACAACAGUCCAGGAGAAAGAUGCAAGAAAAGGUGGGAGGAUAGCUAUCACUGGCUUGACGCUGCAAGACCCUUCAAUUGAGUGCAGAGGCAGAGACCACACAGGUGUCUCCGGCGGAAAAAUGAGAAGUGGUUGCGCAACAAAUAAUCAGCAGGGAGAAUCUCGGGUUGUCAGUCGCUUCUUCAAAUUCAUAGCACCUGACUUUGAAGCAGAACUGAGGCUUCCUCCACGUUUCUGUAGGAAGCUGUCUGAAAAGAUUCCAGAGCAGGCGUUUCUAGGAAGCCGCAAAGGGUUUUGGGAAGUUACGAUAGGCAAACGCAGCGACGGGCUACUAACCCUCGGUGGAAAGGGUUGGAAGAGUUUCAUCCAUGAUCAUGAACUAAAAUUUGGAGAUUUUAUGGUUUUUGAACAUACUGGUGGGAUGGUGUUCAAAACAUACGUAUUUGACCCUAGUGCUUGUGAGAAGGACUACUCUUCUGCGGGUUCUGAGAACUUGACAACAAACAAAGUACCUUGUGCUCAACCUCGUACCCUUCCAAAUGUAGCAGGCAUCAAGGAUGCAGAGGAGGAAGCGGAGGAAGCAGUAGGGUCUUAUUACCCUGACAAUCCCCACUUCCGUAUAACAAUAAAUCGACGUAAUCUCCGCUGCAACAUCUUGACCAUCCCUUCAGAAUUUGUGAACUCCAAGUAUCUGAAUCAGAAAACUAGCGUGACCCUCAGGAAUGCUUCGGGAGGUGAAUGGCAAGUGAAACUUACAGCUUAUAGAACUGGCUAUAAAGCUGCUUAUACACAAGUUGUCAUGGCAAAAGGCUGGGGCGACUUUCAUAUGUCGAAUCAGCUCAAGAUAGACGAUGUUUGUUUAUUUGAACUUGAUCGUUCCACUACUCUUGGAAGUCCCAGUAAUGCCGUCAUGAAUGUUCGAGUCCUGUCAAACAAUAUUCCAUCCACUUCCUGACUUUUUGGACGUGGCAUUCCCUCAAUUCUGUAAUCAAACAUUGGAAUGUAUAUUUAGACAUUCGCGUCGGUACUGGAAUUCUACUAGACACAAAA
Molecule: messenger RNA, 1742 nt
Organism: Coffea arabica (coffee)
Lineage: Eukaryota; Viridiplantae; Streptophyta; Magnoliopsida; Gentianales; Rubiaceae
Product: B3 domain-containing protein Os03g0212300
Molecular function (GO): DNA binding
Source: RefSeq, a predicted model, not a curated record